This is a messenger RNA of Siniperca chuatsi (mandarin fish), 2955 nucleotides long. Its product is annotated as poly(A) polymerase type 3-like. The record is from RefSeq and is a predicted model, not a curated record. Gene Ontology annotation, molecular function: RNA binding; poly(A) RNA polymerase activity. The coding region runs from base 432 to 2480 and encodes 682 amino acids. The transcript has 19 exons. Gene Ontology annotation, cellular component: nucleus. NCBI's taxonomy places the organism in Eukaryota, Metazoa, Chordata, Actinopteri, Centrarchiformes, Sinipercidae.
CAUAAAGUAUCUAUCUAUUUAUCCAAAAUAUUUUACUGUAAGUGUAGUCCAAAAACAAAUGGACACAUUUUUAUUAAUAUCUUUUAAAAAGAGCACACGCAGAGUCGAAAUAAUUUAUAUUUUAGAGAGAAACGUUUCACUGGGUAACAUCUAUGCAUUUUCUUAGAAGAAACGGUGCCCAUGAAAAUCGAACGCAGCGCGAAAACCCGCACAAUUGAGGCUCACGCGUCAUUCCGUUCUGCUCACGUGUCAUCGUUCUCUGAUUCGAUUGGACAAAUGAAGCCACUGUGACGGGCGUUCGUUCCAAAAUCCAGUGUACAUCUUGCAACCUAGGGUGUGUGAACUACACUAAUUUCGCUGUGUUUUACUGAGAGAAAAGAAGAUAUUCCUGACUCGAUAAAAAACAAAAUAGGUGCUUAAGCGUAGCUACAAUGUCUGGUCCAAUUAAGAGCCAAGCUCCACCAUUCCCAGACAUCCCCAAGUGGUAUGGGGUCACUGGUCCUAUCAGCGAGGAUCUGCCCGAAGAGGCUGACUUGAUCCAGACCAGAAAACUGAUUGACACUCUGAAGUCAUAUGGUGUAUUUGAGAAUGACUUGGAGCUGCAUCACAGAGAGAAGGUUGUCAAACGACUGGAGUCACUCUAUAAGGAGUGGCUCAAAGAAAUCUGUGAAAUAAUGAACUUACCUGAAACGAUAACAGAGAACGUCGGAGGCAAGAUCUUCCCAUUUGGCUCCUAUCAUCUGGGAGUUCACUCAAAAGGUGCUGAUAUUGAUGCCCUCUGUGUCGGACCCGGAUUUCUUGAGAGAAAAGACUUCUUCACCUCCUUCUUCGAGAAGCUGAAGGCUCAGGAGGAGGUCAAAGACAUACGGGCCAUUAAAGAGGCGUUUGUGCCUGUCAUCAAACUGACCUUUGAUGGGAUUGAGAUUGACUUAGUCUUUGCCCGGGUGGCACUGAAGAGCAUUCCUGAGAAUCUGGACCUUCUCAACGACAACUUAUUGAAGAACAUAGAUAAACGCUGUGUCAGGAGUCUCAAUGGCUACAGAGUUACAGAGGAGAUCCUCAGGCUUGUGCCAAACAUUCAUAACUUCAGGCUCGCUUUGAGAGCCAUCAAGCUGUGGGCCAAACGGCGUAACAUUUACUCCAACAUUAUGGGCUUCUUGGGCGGUGUAUCAUGGGCCAUACUGGUAGCCAGAAUUUGUCAGGCAUACCCAAAUGCUACAGUGUCCACCCUGGUGACCAAAUUCUUCAAGGUCUUCUCAAUGUGGGUGUGGCCAAUCCCAAUUCUCUUGAAGAGAGUAGAGGACCGCUACUUCAACCUUCCUGUUUGGGAUCCCAGGGUUAAUCCAAGUGACCGCUGCCACCUAAUGCCGAUCAUCACCCCAGCAUAUCCGCAGCAGAACACCACAUUUAACGUGUCUCCCUCCACCUUAACCAUCAUAAUGGAGGAGAUCCAACGGGGCCGUGACAUCACUGAAGAAAUACAGCAGAAAAAAGCAGACUGGUCCAAACUAUUUGAAACACCGAACAUUUUUGAAAAGUACAAGCAUUACAUUCUGCUGCAAGCAACUUCAGCUACGGAGAAGCAGCAGCUUGAAUGGGUUGGCCUGGUGGAGUCUAAAAUCAGACUUCUCGUGGGAACUCUGGAGAGAAAUGUGCACAUUUCCCUGGCCCAUGUUAAUCUGCAGUCCUUCCCUGGAUCCAGGAGGGCCAAUGACAAAGGGGGAAUGAGCACAAUAUGGCUGAUUGGACUUAAUAUGGAGGAAUCCAAAAACAUGAAAAUAGACCUGACCUCUGACCUCCUAUCCUUCACUGACACUAUCUACACCCUGGCAGAGAGCUGUAAAAUAUAUGAAGUGGGGAUGACCUUAUCAGCCACGCAUGUGAAGAGGGAAAACCUUAGCUGGCAGAUGCCUAAUGGCGAACGGAAGAGGGUUUUCAGUCCAGAAACAAAGCCAACAGUGAGCCGCCCAAUCUCUGCCACAGUACCACCUUGCCACACACCACCUGUCAGCUCAGGCCAACUGGCCACAAAGAGAAAAGGCUGGCCUCACUCUGAGAUGCCAGCCAAGAAAAUCAGAGCUGACAUGGAAUCAGUGUCUGUGACAAACGGCUCAUCUGUUAAAGCGACCACGCUCAGUAAUCCCGCUUCACCCAUGACUCCACAGGCCACAAAGAGACAUCGUUCUCCCCAAUCAGAAACUUCACUAAAGAAGUUCAAAGUUAAUGAGGAACCAACUCCAGGGACAAAAGACACCUGCUCCUCUACAGGUGCCUCGUUCAGUAAGCGUCCGUCUCCCAGUGCAAGCUCACCAAGCACCAAGAGACCUGGCACUUCUGAGCCAGAAAGGCCGACCAAGAAAUUCAAAUCUGACCUGAGUUGGCCCACUAUCGAGCUAUCCGACUUACCUCCCGGCCCCACCAAGACUGCUGUUGUUGUGAAACGCGCCAUCAAAUUCCAUCUUAUCAGCAGGCGUAAGUGAUCGAGUGCCAAUGAUUGGUUGACGAGCCUGAAGAUUACAUCAUCACUUUCUCGCUCCUGACCAAGAGGACAAAACUCCAACCUCCAUCACCAGCCAUUGCUUUGUUUCUUUUUCUCAUUUUAUUGCCUGCUUAUGGUGCAAGGGAAGGGGGGUAAGAUGCUUCUCCAUGAACUUGUAAGUCUUAAAACCCUGAUCCUUCGUGUAUCUUUUGCAGCAGGCGUAGUUGAUUGAGUGGCACUGAUUGGUUGACGAGCCUGAAGUUUACGUCAUCACUUUCUCGCUCCUGACCAAGAAGGAAAACUCCAUCCUACAUCACCAACUAUUGUUUUGUGUUUAUUUUUCUUUUUUUGGCUUUCUUAUUGUGUGUUUGUGUUGUAUUGUAUUGUACUGAAACUGAUUUUUAAAUAAUAACUGUAAAUGCACUUUAAAACUUGCAUUGUGCAUCUUUCGUAAAUAAAAUUGCGAACACUGUGAA